CGCCCCGCCCCGCCUAGCUUCUUAGUUUCUUUUCUUCUGGACCCGUCGAGUUAGAGCGAAAGGGGGACGAUGGGUGACCCGUCGGUGUGCAGCUUCCUCACCAAGACCUUGUGCGCGCACGGCGGGCGGCUGGCGCUGCGGGACCUGCAGCAACACGUCGGUCUCUCGGCGCAGCAGCUGGAGGAGACGCUGUCGGCAGUGGGUCCCCAGCGGUUCCUGGUGCAGCGGGGCGGCGACGGCGUGUGGGUGCUGGCCGUCUCGGCCGUGAGGGUGUGCGUCCGCAAGGAGUGCGGGGGCUGCGACCGGCUGCAUCUCUGCAAGCUGCACCUCAUGGGCAAGUGCAACCUGGGGUCCAGAUCUUGUAAGUACCCGCACGACAUCAUCAAUGCUGAGAACAAAAAAGUUCUAAAGACCCAUGAGUUAUCUAGCCUUGAUGAGAAUGAGCUGCGAGUCCUGCUUCUCCAAAAUGACCCUUUCUUCCUCCCUGAUAUCUGCCAACUUUACAACAGAAGGGAUAGUAACUGCAGCCAGCAAAACAACUGCAACAAGCUUCAUAUUUGUCGGCACUUUCUCAAAGGGGAAUGUAGAUUUCUUUGGUGCAAGAGGUCCCAUAACCUCUUGGAUAUCGAUUCACUGAAAGUGUUGGAAACUGGAGGCAUUGAUGCGAAGAUAGCUUCAAACAUGCAGACUAUAUAUAAUCACAAGCACAUAGAACUCAACAAGGAACUGAAGGGGAAAAGUAAGUUGUAAGAAACAUCAUCCUGGACACACAAAUUGGGAUGAUACCCUAGCUCAGUUUCUGGUCCAGCAGUGCUGUUCAUUCAGUGUUCUCAUGCAGGUCCCAGAAGCUAUGUACCUGGUCAGAGACAACACCAGUCUGCAACAGGAACUGGAGGUAAAGUUGAAGAUAGGUGCCAUUACACGGGUGGUGUGCGCUACCCCAGCGGGCAGCUGGGCAUCACACAGCCACACGCUCACUUCCCCUUCACCACUGGUGGAUCAGGGGAAGAGGAAAAAAAGAAAGCAACAACAAGAACACCUGAGCGUCAAGAAGAGGGGAAAGCAAAGGAUAAAAAAGGUGAUUCCUCUGCUAAAGCUUCAAAGGACAACAAAGAAGAUAACUGUGAUCAGAUAUGUGUGUUCUAUGUCUGGAAGUACUGCAAGCAUAAAGAUAAAUGCAAAUUUGUUCAUUACCACUUGCCAUAUCGAUGGCAGGUAUAUAAUGGGGUGACCUGGAAUGACCUCGCCAUGAUGGAGGAAAUUGAAAAGGCUUAUUGUGACCCACAGACCAACAGUAUAGUGGGUAAGAAAAUUGAUUUCCAGACAAUGACCUGCUGCUCUUCUCCGCUUCGACGCCUCUCUACACCAUCAUCAGUCACAAAACCCACAUUUGUAUUGACCACACAGUGGCUUUGGUAUUGGAAGAAUGACAAAGGCCAGUGGAUUGAAUAUGGAGAACAGGGAGAAGGGGAUAGUGUGAGCUCACCAUCUUCUGCUGCUAUUGAGAAUUUGUAUCUAGCAGAUCCAGAUGGCACCGUGUUUUUCCAGUCUGGCUUGUAUAAGUACGAGCUCAAUUUUAAAGAAAUGACCCAGACAAACACCUCUUACAAAACUCAAAGACGGGUCUGCAGGCGACCAAAGUUUGUGUCUUCUGAAGAUGUGCAGAAGAUAAAGAAAGGCCAGAGGGAUUCUUCUAUUCCCAAUCAGUCCUGUCCUGGCCACUGGGAUCAGUCUGCACUGCCUGACUUUGGAUACAAGGCAGUGGAGAUCAGGGAUACAACUGCUGAAUACAACCAAAUAAAGCAGCUGUUUCAUCAGACUAUGAAGAAAUACAGCAUCCUUAAAAUAAAGAGGAUUCAGAAUCCAUCCCUCUGGAAAGUGUUUCAGUGGCAAAAGGAACAGAUGAAAAGGGAAAAUGGAGGGAAGGAUGUAAAUGAAAAGCUCCUUUUCCAUGGAACCAAGACCUCCUUUGUGGAAUCCAUCUGUAUUCACAAUUUUGACUGGAGAAUCUGUGGAAGCAAUGGAACUGUCUAUGGGAAGGGAAGUUACUUUGCUAGAGACGCUUCCUAUUCCCACUCAUACUGUGAGCCCACGGUGAAGAACAAAAUCAUGUUCGUGGCUCGUGUGUUGGUUGGAGACUACGUUAACGGCAACGCAGCCUAUGUGCGCCCGCCGACAAAGUCUGUUGAUGGGCUCCGGUUUUAUGACAGUUGUGUGGACAACCAGAGAAAUCCCUCCAUUUUUGUUGUCUUUGAAAAAUACCAGAUCUACCCAGAGUUUACAAUAGAGUACACAGAGGAAGAAAAAAAAUGUAUUAUAUCUUAAAGGGAUCAGAGCUGUUUGUAUCCUUUCUUAUUUUCUGUACUGCAGGUGUUCCCAUACUUGGCAACUUUUUACUAGAAUCCUUUGGAAUGUUAAUCCAAGGAAGUUCUCUAUUGAGGAGGGCUAGCAAAGCAGAUGUUACAGUUGAGACGUUGCCUUGUCUUCUCCUCUUCCUCUCUUAUAUCAAAUGUAGACAUUGGGGUAACUGUAGCAGAAGAAUCAGAAAUGUGGGAAAUACAGUGU
Molecule: messenger RNA, 2565 nt
Organism: Neopsephotus bourkii (Bourke's parrot)
Lineage: Eukaryota; Metazoa; Chordata; Aves; Psittaciformes; Psittacidae
Product: protein mono-ADP-ribosyltransferase PARP12-like
Molecular function (GO): NAD+ poly-ADP-ribosyltransferase activity; metal ion binding
Source: RefSeq, a predicted model, not a curated record